Camelina sativa (false flax) is the source of this 661-nucleotide messenger RNA. Its product is annotated as ferredoxin-1, chloroplastic. Gene Ontology annotation, biological process: electron transport chain. Gene Ontology annotation, molecular function: 2 iron, 2 sulfur cluster binding; electron transfer activity. Lineage: Eukaryota; Viridiplantae; Streptophyta; Magnoliopsida; Brassicales; Brassicaceae. The record is from RefSeq and is a predicted model, not a curated record. Gene Ontology annotation, cellular component: chloroplast stroma.
CCCCUCGCACUUUCGACGCCAUUUUCACAAAGCCACACACAACACACUCUCACAUAAUCCGUAGAAUUUUUAUCAUCUUUCAAGUUUCGACAAUGGCUUCCAGUGCUCUCUCAGGCGCCAUCGUAAGCACCUCUUUCCUCCGCCGUCAACAGACACCAAUCAGCCUCAGAUCUCUCCCAGCGGCCAACACACAAUCCCUCUUCGGCCUCAAGUCCUCCACCGCACGCGGCGGUCGCGUCACCGCCUACAAGGUCAAGUUCAUCACACCGGAGGGAGAAAAAGAAGUGGAGUGCGCAAGUGACCUCUACGUCCUCGACGCUGCAGAGGAUGCCGGAAUGGACUUGCCCUACUCAUGCCGUGCCGGUGCUUGCUCGAGUUGCCUCGGCAAAGUGGUAUCUGGCUCCGUUGACCAGUCGGACCAGAGCUUCUUAGACGAUGACCAGCUGGAAAUGGGUUAUGUCUUGACCUGUAUAGCUGUGCCGACUUCUGAUGUCGUCAUCGAAACCCACAAAGAAGAAGAACUUGCUUAAAUUUUUAAAAGCUUUUUCAUGAAUGUGAUCCCUUGUUGUAUAAGUCAUCUCUCUUGUUACUUCGCUAAUGUCCCCCUAAUUUGGCUCAUCCGUUAAUAAGAUCAAUCAAUAAAUACAUUAAUUUAUAUACC